Messenger RNA from Ustilaginoidea virens, 1434 nucleotides. RefSeq lists its product as uncharacterized. Bases 1 to 1434 code for a protein of 477 amino acids. NCBI's taxonomy places the organism in Eukaryota, Fungi, Ascomycota, Sordariomycetes, Hypocreales, Clavicipitaceae. Gene Ontology annotation, molecular function: hydrolase activity, hydrolyzing O-glycosyl compounds. The transcript has a single exon. The record is from RefSeq and is a predicted model, not a curated record. Gene Ontology annotation, biological process: glucan catabolic process.
AUGCGCUUCUCUAGUAGCCUCAGGGCCCUUGGCGGUACAGUUGUCCUGGUUGCAGGAAUAGCCCGGGCACACUAUCAACUCGAGACAACAUAUGACACUACCAAUUUCUUCGACUCCUUCGACUUCUUCACCGGGCCAGACCCUACCAAGGGUUUUGUCGAGUACGUCGACAGCAACACUGCCAACAAGGAGGGCUUGGCUGGCUACGCCAAGGGCGGCAUCUUCAUGGGCGUCGAUUACAAGACCAAGAACCCUGCCAUGGGCCGCAAGUCUGUCCGCGUAACCUCUCAUAAAGCCUUUACGCGAGGCUUGUUCAUUGCGGACAUUGCUCACAUGCCGGGGAGCAUUUGCGGCACAUGGCCGGCGUUCUGGAUGUUCGGCCCCAACUGGCCCGUAUCCGGGGAGAUUGACAUUAUCGAAGGCGUCAAUGCCCAGGCCAAGAACGCCAUCACUCUUCACACCAAGCCAGGCUGCACCGUCUCCAACCAUGGAUCCCUGGCUUCGACCAAGUUUGUCUCCGCAGACUGCGGUGCCCAUGGCACAUCGGCCGGUUGCGGCCAACGCACCGACGACAAUCAAAACUACGGUGACGGUUUCAACGCCAUCGGCGGCGGUGUCUAUGCCACCGAGUGGACGUCGGACCACAUUGCCAUCUGGUUCUUCCCUCGGUCCCAAAUCCCCCGAGACAUACAGGCCGAAGAUCCCAAUCCCAAAGACUGGGGGACUCCUCUGGCCAGAUUUGCCGGCGGACCGUCUUGCAAGCUCGACGACCACUUUGCCAACAACCAGCUCGUGUUUGACACGACGUUUUGCGGCGACUGGGCGGGUUCUCCCAGCGUUUGGGGGUCAGACCCCGAAUGCUCUGCCUUGGCCCCGACUUGCCAGGACUACGUGUCCAACAACCCGGCCGACUUUGCCGACGCUUUUUGGGUGGUCAACUCCGUCAAGGUGUAUCAGAAAGGUGCCGGUGACCAAGGCCAGUCGACGCGGAUUCAGCCAACCAACAAGACUCGCGCCAGGCCGACGUUGCGGCCCACAUCCACAAACACUCCUCAGCCAGGAUAUCAGCCCCAGCCUACUACUACAUCAACGCAGGGCGAUUUUCAGUCUCAGCCAGGAUAUCAACCCCAGCCUACUACUACUUCAACGCAGGGCGAUUUUCAGUCUCAGCCAGGAUAUCAACCCCAGCCUACUACUACUUCAACGCAGGGCGAUUUUCAGUCUCAGCCUUCUGGACAGGCUUUCCCAAGUGGUCAACCUCAGCCUACUAUUCCAGCUCCAGGGGCUCCCCAGUCUCAGCCUUCCACGCAGGCCGUCCCAAGUGGGCAACCGCAGGUGCAGAAUGACGGGUCCUGGAAUGGAAAAGUCUGGAACGGGGAGCCCUGGGGCUCCAGAAGGCGGGACGGGAGUAGUGCCAAGCUUUUCAGUCUCUAG